CUAAAGACAAUUUUCAUGAUGAUUUAAGUGUCCCAUCAUAUUUAUGUCAAUUUCAUACUAUCAAGAAGCAAAUUCAGUUCUUCACACUGCAGCUUUUUUAAUAAAUCAUGCACCAACUACAACAGCGUUUGUUUAUUGUUCAGAUGGACACUAGAAACUGUGAAUUUUACGUUAUAUUGUGCAAUAUGAUUCAACAUGUUUACGUUGAGAGUUGAGAUAACCACAUGAUAAUCAGGUGGAUCUAUAUAAAUACUUUGGUAACGAAAUUGUUGUAUGUGUUUUAGUGGAAGUUAGCUGCUUCAAUCGAUAAUUUCCAGGGACAAUAUGGAAGGACAUUCCGACCCCAAAACAAAAAUACAACGCCAUCCAAAAGAAAAAGCCAAUUAUUUAUCGCACUGGUUUUUUUGCUGGGAACUACCAUUCUUUUACAAGGGCUACAAGAAACAAAUCACCGAAGAAGAUCUGUAUGGUCCUCUCAAGGACCACAAAUCUAAGCUCCUAGGCGACAAACUCGAAGAGGCAUGGUUAAAAGAAUUAAAAACACAAAAAAAUCCGUCCCUGUGGAGAACUUUACGAAAAGUAUUUGGUCUAGAAUUUUUAUUAUAUGGACUUAUUCUUGUAGUCGAAGAAUUAAUCGUUAGAAUGUGCCAGCCUCUACUCAUUGGAAAAUUAAUGUCGUACUACACUCCGAACCAAACUUCUAUUUCAAAAAAUGAAGCUUGUAUUUACGCGUCAUUCGUAAUUUUUGCAUCCUUUUUAUACGUAAUGAUCGGUCAUUCCUACGCGCUUGGCUUAUUCCAUUUAGGGAUGAAAAUACGGGUAGCUGUUAGUUCUCUAGUUUAUCGAAAAUCACUCAGAUUAAGUCAGAGCACUAUAGCUGACAAUACCGCAGGUCAUUUGCUUAAUUUGUUGGCAAACGAUGUCGGCAGAUUCGAGUACAAUGUUGUAAACGUUCACUUUUUGUGGAUGGGGCCUCUGGAAACUCUAGUCAUUUGUGCACUUACCUACUGGAUGUUAGGAGCAACUGCUAUAAUAGGAAUAGCAAUCCUCUUGGGAUUUAUUCCUAUACAAGUUUAUUUGGCAAAACGAGUGUCUGUCUAUAGAUUGCGGACGGCAUUGAAGACAGAUCAAAGGGUAAAACUGAUGAACGAAAUCAUAACAGGUGUAAAAGUUAUUAAGAUGUACUCGUGGGAAAAGCCCUUUGCUAAAUUAGUCGUAAUGGCAAGAAAGUUAGAAGUGGACCAGAUAAAAAUUAGUUCGUACCUACGUGGCUUUAAUAUGGCCUGUCAGAUAUUUUUGGGAAGAAUUGCAGUUUUCUCUUGUAUUCUAGUUUAUAUUUUAACCGGUGGUAACUUAGAAGCUCAGUACGUCUACGUCUUGACUUCAUUCUACGAAAUUAUACGUCUAGGAAGUGUAAUUUUCCUCCCAAUGGGUAUGAUGGAAAUGGGGGAAACUGUAACAUCUGUGAAGAGAAUAUUAGAAUUUUUGAAACAACCAGAAAUAACUAGUAUUAGAAAGUCCAAUCACGAAGGUAUCAAAAUAAAUAACGUAUGCGUCAGAUGGGACAAAUCCCCAAAGAACACUUUAACUAACAUAAACUUAGAUAUAAAGUCUAAUCAACUAGUGACCGUGACUGGAGCAGUUGGUAGUGGUAAAACUACACUUCUUCAUGUAAUUUUACAAGAAAUUCCUUUACUAGAAGGAUCCCUUGAAACAGGAGGCACCAUUUCGUAUGCCUCUCAACAACCAUGGCUGUUUUCGGCGAGCAUUCGAGAUAAUAUUCUUUUUGGAGAAAAAUUUUAUCAAAGUAAAUACGAUCAGGUUACUAAAGUUUGUUCUCUGGAGCACGAUUUUGCUCUUCUUCCUUUUGGCGAUCGAAGUCUUGUAGGAGAACGAGGAGUUAUGCUUAGCGGAGGACAAAAAUCCAGAAUUAAUUUAGCCAGGGCUAUAUAUAAAGACGCUGAUUUAUACCUUUUGGAUGACCCUUUGUCAGCAGUUGAUGCGCAUGUAGGAAAACAAAUCUUUGAGAAUUGCAUUAGGAAUUAUUUAAAGAAUAAAACGACGAUCUUAAUUACUCACCAAAUACAGCAUUUAGACAAUACUGACAUUGUCUAUUUAAUUGAAAACGGGAAGAUAAUGGAAGGCGGGACAUUAUUAGAACUUAGAGAAAAAAACACUGGGUUUCUAAAUGUAUUGGAAAAACCAUCAGAUGUGCAGAAUGACCAGCAAAUUGAAAGUAAAACUAACUUUGAAGAAUCAAAAGAACAUCCACAGGAAGUAAAAGAAAAUCAAGUGACAGGAGCAGUUUCUAAUCGCGUGUACCGCGACUAUUUUCUUGCUGGUGGGCCGUUCUUGAUAGGCUUCAUCGUCAUACUUUUACAUACUAUGGUCCAAACUAUCGCCGUUGGUGGAGACUACUUUUUAUCAUUUUGGGUGAAUUUGGAGCAAGAUAACGCCACCAGCAGCCACAAUUUUUUAACAACAGAUAACUGUCUAUAUAUUUACAGUGGUUUAACACUACUUCUCGUCAUUAUUGCGCUCGUUUGUUCUCUUUGCUUCUUCCGGUUCUGCCUUACAACAUCUACAAAUCUACAUAACAAGAUGUUCCGCAAAAUCGUCUCCUGUUCAAUGUAUUUCUUUAACACAAAUGAAUCAGGAAGAAUUCUUAACAGAUUUUCUAAAGAUAUAGGAUUGAUUGACGAGAAUCUACCUUUGUCAAUGAUGGACACUUUUCAAAUCUCCCUUAACGUGUUAGCGAUAGCUGUCAUCAUUGCCGUUGUUAAUCCAUGGAUUUUAGUACCCACAGUUAUAAUGUUUGCGCUGUUUUAUGUUUACAGAAAAAUUUUUUUGGCUAGUAGUCGUAACUUAAAACGCAUCGAAGGGAGAGCUCGUAGUCCAAUUUACUCCCAUGUGACUUCCUCUUUAGAAGGCAUUUCGACAAUCCGAGCUUUUAGGGCUCAAACCAAGUUACAAGACGAAUUUGACGAGCGUCAAGAUUCACACAGCUCUUCGUUUUACAUGUUUCUGGCUUGUGACGGCGCGUUUGGUUUUUGGUUAGAUCUUUGUUGUGUUAUCUUCCUUGGAAUUGUAACGUUCAGCAUUCUUUUCAUGGGUUCAGAGAGUUAUGGUGCUAACAUGGGAUUAGCUAUCACCCAGUCGAUUAUGAUGACAGGUCUGUUGCAGUGGGGAAUGAAACAAUCCGGACAACUAGAAAAUCAAAUGACUUCAGUAGAGCGUGUAGUAGAAUACACCAAAUUAGAACCUGAAUCUGAUGAAGUUACUAAACAAACACCAAAAGAAUGGCCAGCGUACGGUAAAAUCAAGUUUAACUGCGUUUCGUUACGAUAUUCACCUCACGAUCCCUGGGUCCUUAGAAAACUCACCUUUGAUAUACGCGCGAAAGAAAAAGUAGGAAUUGUUGGACGCACAGGUGCUGGAAAAUCUUCGUUAAUUUCCGUCUUAUUCCACCUGGUACCAUAUCAAGGCGAUGUUUUUAUUGACGACAUGAACACUAAAACUAUACAUUUGGAGAGUUUACGUUCCAAAAUUACCAUCAUCCCUCAAGAUCCAGUACUUUUUUCCGGUACUAUCAGGUACAACUUAGACCCGUUCGAUGAGUACCAAGAUUCUCAAUUAUGGGACGCUUUGGAAGAAGUUGAAUUGAAAAAUUUAGUGUCGGGUUUCCCAGCUGGUCUGUCAAAUAAAGUGUUAGACGGUGGUGCCAAUUUCAGUGUGGGUCAAAGACAACUUUUGUGUUUAGCUCGAGCAGUAGUCAGAAUGAAUAAAAUUUUAAUUCUGGAUGAGGCUACAGCUAAUGUUGAUCCUCGAACUGACGAACUAAUCCAAAAGACAAUUAGAUCGAAAUUUCGAGAAUGUACUGUACUAACAAUUGCUCAUCGGUUAAAUACGGUUAUGGAUUCCGACAGAAUUUUGGUGAUGAGUGAUGGUUGUGUUUUUGAGUUUGAUGAACCUCGUAGACUUCUCGAAAAUACGAAUGGAGUUUUCUACAGACUGGUGAAACAGGCUGGAAGUGACAUCUAGCAGUUUUAAACAAAUUGUACGAGGACAUAUUUAUUAAUAGAUAUAUAAAUUGCUUAUUUAUAAUUUUUUUAUACAAACUAUACUACGUUCAUUUUCCAUAUUAAUUGUUUGUUUCAAACUGUAUCAUAACAAUAAAUGAAGAUAUAACGGUUCCCAACACA
This is a messenger RNA of Zophobas morio, 4202 nucleotides long. RefSeq names its product probable multidrug resistance-associated protein lethal(2)03659. Bases 325 to 4041 code for a protein of 1238 amino acids. Gene Ontology annotation, molecular function: ATP binding; ABC-type transporter activity; ATP hydrolysis activity. The record is from RefSeq and is a predicted model, not a curated record. NCBI's taxonomy places the organism in Eukaryota, Metazoa, Arthropoda, Insecta, Coleoptera, Tenebrionidae. Gene Ontology annotation, biological process: transmembrane transport. Gene Ontology annotation, cellular component: membrane. The transcript is spliced from 9 exons.